Messenger RNA from Rattus norvegicus (Norway rat), 1389 nucleotides. RefSeq names its product LHFPL tetraspan subfamily member 5 (gene Lhfpl5). Bases 285 to 944 code for a protein of 219 amino acids. Gene Ontology annotation, cellular component: stereocilium bundle; stereocilium tip; plasma membrane. The transcript has 4 exons. The record is from RefSeq and is marked validated. Lineage: Eukaryota; Metazoa; Chordata; Mammalia; Rodentia; Muridae.
GCGGCGGCGCAGGCCCAGACCCAGGCCGACUUUGAGGAGGAGGCAGACUCGAGCCCAUCCUGGUCUGGGCGGAUACAGGCGUCUGGGAAGCAUCUCUUGCGGAGCCAAGGUUGACCUUGGCCUGCUUCGCUCCCAGCUAACUGGGAGAAUGCUCGCAUUGCGUCAUGACCUCAGGCUGCUCCUCACACCAGGCUGAGGACUGACCCACGACCUGGCCUUCUACUCCCUAGAUCUGUGGUCCUGCACCCAGCCAGCGCCUCCGACCUAGCCCAGCCGCCUUCGCCAUGGUGAAGUUGCUGCCAGCCCAGGAGGCCGCCAAGAUCUACCACACCAACUAUGUGCGAAACUCGCGCGCCGUGGGGGUGAUGUGGGGCACACUCACCAUCUGUUUCUCGGUGCUGGUCAUGGCCCUCUUUAUCCAGCCCUACUGGAUAGGCGACAGUGUGAGCACGCCACAGGCUGGCUAUUUUGGCUUGUUCUCGUACUGUGUGGGCAAUGUGCUGUCGUCGGAACUCAUCUGCAAGGGCGGACCUCUGGACUUCUCCUCUAUCCCCUCCAGAGCCUUCAAGACCGCCAUGUUCUUCGUGGCCUUGGCAAUGUUCCUCAUCAUCGGCUCCAUUAUCUGCUUCAGCCUGUUCUUCGUCUGUAACACAGCCACGGUCUACAAGAUUUGCGCCUGGAUGCAGCUGGCUGCGGCCACGGGCCUGAUGAUCGGAUGUCUGGUCUACCCAGAUGGUUGGGACUCCAGCGAGGUGCGGCGCAUGUGCGGCGAGCAGACGGGGAAGUAUACGCUGGGCCACUGCACCAUCCGCUGGGCCUUCAUGCUGGCCAUCCUCAGUAUUGGAGAUGCACUCAUCCUCUCCUUCUUGGCUUUCGUGUUGGGCUACCGGCAGGACAAGCUCCUUCCAGAUGACUACAAGGCCGAUGGGAACGAGGAAGUCUGAAGCCAUGAGGUGCUGGCGAGCCACUCUCCUGGCAGCUCACAGUCCGGCCGACGCCGGGCCUCCCUCACUGUGUGUGCCACUCAUGGUGGGCUCCUUGGAGGUCAGAAGUUUCCAGAAACCACACUACCUUCAAGUUCUGCGCAGAUAACUGUGGUGAUCCAAAGAAGAUCCCCGGGUGUGUGGCGCACCUGCCUGCAGCCUACACUGUGCCUUGAAGCAGGAACGGUGGAUUUCACCAAAACCUUCAGGUUUAAACAAAGGCCGGGUUAAGAGAGACCUGCAAGUCGGAUAAUCCCGGAGAGUUGCCUUUUUGCCCUAUCUUAGCGGGGACAGAAUUCCGUCCCAUCGCUGACAAUGAUUAUGGUUCUUACAGUUUUUAGGCAGCUUCUCUUUCAAACUCUCAGUCAUCCUCAAAACCAUGCAGAAUAAAAAUCAGUGAGGCUAA